AUGAAAGCUUAUAGUUCAAUCUUGAUGAAGCUUUUGGCAGCUCUCUACCUAUCUCUCCUUUGUGCUUCACAAGAUUUUGAUUUCUUCUACUUUGUUCAACAAUGGCCAGGUUCAUACUGUGAUGCAAAGCAAAGUUGCUGCUACCAAACCACUACAAAACCUGUUGUUGAUUUUGGCAAUCAUAGGCUUUGGCCUAAUUACAAGGAUGGGAAUUAUCUUUCAAAUUGUGAUUCUGGCAAUCUCUUCAAUCAAAAUAAGAUUUCAGACCUAAGAAGCAGUAUGCAAAAUAAUCGGCCAACACUAGCUUGCCCAAGGGGCAAUGGAGUGGCCUUUUGGCUACAUGAAUGGGACAAGCAUGGCACAUGCUUUGAGUCGGUUCUUGACCAACAUGGCUACUUCAAGGCAGCUCUUGACUUGAAGAAGCAAGUAAAUCUCCUCCAGGCUCUUAAGAAUGCAGGUGAAUCCUAAUAUAUGUCAAUUUAUAUAAAUUCUGUCCCAUUUCAAGUGAUAUUUAAGAUAAUUUAUUUUUAUCCCACUUUAUUUGCUUUUUUAGAAAAUUAAGAAGGUAUUAUAUUUUAUAACUAUGCCCAUAUUGAAUAAAUAAAAUUAUAUUAAAAAAUAACUGUUUGAGAAAAAAAAAAGGGUAUAGAGGGAAAACAGAAAAAAUUAUCACUGUUUUCACUACUUACAAUAUAAAGUAGAAUGGACUUUUAAUUUUUGCUUCUUCCUUUUUUUCUUCCAACAAAGUAAGAGAUUUUUUUUUUCCGUCUCCUAUCAUUUUCCUCCACCUUUUACUCAAUACAAAAUAUAACUUAAUUAAAGAUUCUUAAUAAAUAUUACUUUUUUAGAUAAUAUUUUUCCCAAUAUAAGCACAAACAAUAAUGUCAAAUAGACUCCUAUAAUGCUAUAAUGAUUAUGACAAGUGAAUUAAAUAAAUAUAAAAAAUAAAAAAACAUAAAAAUUUUAUAACAAAGAGGAUUGGAGUUGGAUUGAAGGGUCCUCAAUUUUGCGUUUUUUUUUUUAAAAGGGAAAAUUUACUAUUUGGUUCAUAGAUUUUUACUAAUAUUAUAACUUGGUCCCUAUAUAUUGGAAAUUAAAUGAUUUACUCUUUCACUAAUGCUCCCGUCAAAAUUAGAGAUCCUUUUGUCCAAUA
Hevea brasiliensis (rubber tree) is the source of this 1153-nucleotide messenger RNA. RefSeq names its product extracellular ribonuclease LE-like. Gene Ontology annotation, cellular component: extracellular region. The coding region runs from base 1 to 468 and encodes 155 amino acids. NCBI's taxonomy places the organism in Eukaryota, Viridiplantae, Streptophyta, Magnoliopsida, Malpighiales, Euphorbiaceae. Gene Ontology annotation, biological process: RNA catabolic process. The transcript is spliced from 3 exons. The record is from RefSeq and is a predicted model, not a curated record. Gene Ontology annotation, molecular function: RNA binding; ribonuclease T2 activity.